AGCUUUCGAGAGUUUCGUUCUCGUUCAACUUCAACAAUGGUGGAAGUUUCAGAGGUUGGAUUGAAGGAGGAAGAGGUAGAGCUUGAUCUGGGUCUAUCUAUUGGAGGUAGUUUUGGUAGAUCCGAGAAACCGAUUCAACCCGUUGCAAAGCUAAACGGGUUCGAAUUGAACCUGAAAGAACAGCAACACCACGCUUGGCAUGGGAAACCUGAGGGUGUGGCGGUUAUGUAUCCACAGACGAAGCGUGAGAUUCACGCCCUGCGGAGGCUGGAGGCGAGGAAGAAGCGGGAGGAGAAGCAGCAGAACAAGAGACUCGUGAGAGAAGCCGACUCCGAACUCGACCACCAACAACGAGUGUGCAAGAGGGAGAAAACGGAUCGUCACGACGGUGGAUCCGAGUACACGAAUGUGAAUCUGAAUUUGAACGGCGGCGAGAAGCAUCUAGGUGUCGCGAGUCACAUCGCGGUUGGCUCUGCGGCGUCGUUUCAGCACCCGUACGCGUACGUGCAGUUGAACAAUGGGUACGCCUACCCUUGCGUAGUGCCAUGGACGGUGAAAGAGAAAAAUGCGGGUCAGCCGGCGGAGGCCUGCAAGGGUUUCCGGCCGUUUUCUGGAAACGGGUACGGGUCGGACCCGAAUGGUGAAAGGGAUUGUGGAGAUAAGAAGGCUAAAUCCGACGGGUCUUCCAUGUGCAGUUCUUCUUUGGUUUCCGAUCACCAGAGUUCUUCUCAUGAAGGUGGAGGCAGCAGCGAUAGCCAGAGCCAAUCAGUUCAGUCUUUAGCAAAACCAACCCACUUAAAUAGCUCCAGUCAAAACAACAAUAGAAGCCAGCAAUCACCUGAACAAACUGCCUCAUCUCAUCACACCAAUAUUGUCCAACAAAACACAAACCAAACCGAUCAAAAAACCAAACCCCGCCGCAAGCAACAAGAUCAAGAACCCACCACAAAGAAGCCUCCACCACCCUUGUCUCAUGAAAAAGACAUGGUGGUGGGAAGAAUCAUUAAACCUCCAAGACCUCAGCCUCAGCCUCAGCCUCAUCAUCGCCCGACCUCACCGUCACUGCCUCCGCCACCGUCGCAUUUGCUUACUAAGAUGCCGUAUGUUUCGACGACGGGGAACGGCCCGAACGGGAAGCGAGUGAAUGGAUUCUUGUACAGAUACAGUAACUUGGAGGUGAGCAUUGUUUGUGUCUGCCAUGGAAGCACUUUCUCCCCUGCUGGGUUUGUGCAGCAUGCUGGUGGCACAGACAUUUCUCAUCCAGAAAAGCACAUUACGGUGAUUCCUUCUGCAUUUGGAUGA
Molecule: messenger RNA, 1302 nt
Organism: Neltuma alba
Lineage: Eukaryota; Viridiplantae; Streptophyta; Magnoliopsida; Fabales; Fabaceae
Product: ninja-family protein AFP4
Exons: 2
Coding region: 37-1302 (421 amino acids)
Biological process (GO): signal transduction; negative regulation of DNA-templated transcription
Cellular component (GO): nucleus
Source: RefSeq, a predicted model, not a curated record